AUGACCGGAACUGAUAAAAGAAAACUCCUUGUUAUUGGAAAGUCGAAAAACCCUCGGUGUUUUAAAGGAGUUUCAUCACUUCCAGUAUUUUAUGAAAAUAAUACCAAAGCUUGGAUGACCUCAGCAAUUUUUGAAAAAACUCUUAAUUAUUGGGAUGAUGAGUUACGCCGUAAGAAAAAAAAAAUUCUUCUGUUGGUGGACAACUGUCCAGCACACCCAUCAUUGCAUUUGAAAUUUAUUAAACUUAUAUUUUUGCCCGCCAACACCACUGCUGUACUUCAACCAAUGGACCAGGGCGUUAUUAGGAACAUUAAAGCUCAUUACCGGAAUCAGUUAGUACUGAAAAUGAUUGAGGAUAUUGAGAAUCAUGUAGAAUCAAAAACAACUGUUUUGAAUACCAUAAUAAUGUUGGAUAAAGCUUGGUGUAAUGUAACAUCGACGGGGAUUACUAACUGCUUUCGGUAUGCAGGUUUUUGUAAUGUUUCGAUCGAUACAACACAGCUACAAGCAGACAGUGUAUUGAUUAAUGACAUCGAUGAGAACUACGUAAAAAUUGAUGACGACCUCAUAACGUCAGAAAUUCAAACGGAUGAAGAUAUAGUCAACAAUGUCAUAGCCAACCAACGAGUUGAGCCAGAUAAUGAUACUGAUAUCGAUGAGCUUAAUGAUGAGUUUGAAACUGUGCCGUCAAUAUCCGAAGCUCGUGCUGCAUUGAGGACACUAGAAAGAUUUUAUUACACAAAAUAUGAAGGUACAGAUGCUGAAAGAAAAGCGUUGUAUUUAUUAGAAACAUCGAUCAACAUUAAAUACACGCAGCAAA
This is a messenger RNA of Melanaphis sacchari, 820 nucleotides long. RefSeq names its product tigger transposable element-derived protein 4-like. Lineage: Eukaryota; Metazoa; Arthropoda; Insecta; Hemiptera; Aphididae. The annotation marks the transcript as partial. Gene Ontology annotation, molecular function: DNA binding. The record is from RefSeq and is a predicted model, not a curated record. The transcript has a single exon. Gene Ontology annotation, cellular component: nucleus.